AUGCCAAGUCACGUGGGACUAGGAGAUCUCCAGCCGACGACGAUGAGCAAAGCCAAACCGACGGAUGACAAGACUGCGCCGCCGGCCAAGGAGUACAGAUAUGCCACCGAGAUUUCCCAGAUGAUGUUUGUUUUUGGUGAAGUCCAGGACCCAUUGACCGAGACUGUCAACCUUGUGGAGGAUAUUGUGCGGGGACAAGUCGUCGAGAUUCUCAUUCAAGCUCGUCAACUUGCAGCCCGUAAAGGCGCACGCAACGUUUCACCUGAAGACUUAAUAUUCCUAAUUCGAUACGACCGAGGAAAAGUGAACCGACUAAGGACUUAUCUCGGGUGGAAAGACGUACGAAAAAACGCCAAACAGGACGGAGACGGGGCUGGGGCUGCUGAGGUCGAUAUUGACGAGGGUCAGGCUGACGAGGCAACUGCAAAGCCACGCAAGAUGACCGUCAAGCUUCCAUGGGAUAUUGUAACCGUGUAUUCAGAAGUGCUAAGAACUGGUGUGAAUGUCAAGGAAGAUGAGGACGAAGACGAGGAUGAAGUCGAGGCACAUGAAGAUAGCAUCGCUCGACUGAGAGAAGCAGAUGAGGCGACUCGAAGAAUGACUCGUGAAGAAUACGUCCACUACUCGGAAUGUCGCUCUGCAUCAUUCACGUAUCGCAAAGCUAAACGUUUCCGAGAAUUCAUAAAUCUCCCCGCAUACCUCGACAUAAAGCCCAAUGACGAUACUAUCGAUAUCCUUGGCUUUCUGGCAUUCGAAAUGGUCCGCGCGCUAUGUGUAGGAGGUCUGGCCGUCAAAAGAGCCCUCGAAGAAUCAUACCAAGCUGUGGAGAUUACGGGAGCAAAGAGGAAGGCUCCCGAGGGUGCAGAGUCGUCACCAGGAAAGAGGCGCAGGAGGUCAAUGUCACCUGAAUCCGGAGGGGCAUGGGGGAGUGUUCCAGGCAGUUCGUUGUUCCUACCUCCGCCCGAGGCGAGGCGCGCUCUGCGGCCGGCGCAUAUCCAAGAAGCGUUUGCAAAGAUGCAGAGGGACUGGGCGCACCAGCGCGGGUCAGGAAUGAGGAACUGGAGAGCCGUCGAGACGGGCGGAAAGAAAGUACACAUUGGACAACCUGUUGAUGCUAAAGUGGACGUCGGACUCGCCAUCCUCAAACGACAUUCGCUCAAAGCGCACGAAAUUUCUGGGAGCUCGGCACUCGACCCCGAUGCUCGAGUCACCUCCAACGUUUUGACCGUCGAUACUCUUUUAGAGCCUAUUGCUCCCGAACAAAUUGGAUUCGUUAGAUGUUUGGGGUUGAACUAUAGGGAUCAUGCGGCUGAAGCUAAGAUGCCUAUUCCCGAGGUACCAGUGCUGUUCUGCAAACCAUACACAUCCCUUAUCCCCGCCCUCACACCAAUUCGGAUCCCUCGCGCCGCCCAACCAGUAAAAGAGAACCUAUCAGACUACGAGGUCGAAUUGGCCGUCGUUAUCGGGAAAGACGCCAAGGACGUGAAAGAGAGCGAGGCGUUGGACUAUGUUUUGGGUUACACGGGGGCCAACGAUGUUUCGUUUAGAAAACACCAGCUCGCCACGUCGCAAUGGACGUUCUCUAAAUCGUUCGACCUCACGAAUCCUAUCGGUCCCGCCCUUGUCCGCAAUACCAAGCACAUUGACCCGCAAAACAUUCCUCUGACGGCCACCGUUAACUCUCGUUUACUCCAAGACGGAACGACUGCCGACCAGAUAUUCGGCGUGGCAAAGACGAUCGCGUUCUUGAGCCAAGGCACGACUUUGAAAGCUGGCAGCGUGAUUUUGACGGGAACGCCAGCGGGUGUUGGGUUUGUCAGGGAACCCAAGAUUUGGUUGAACCAUGGGGACGAGGUUCGAACGUACGUAGGAGCGGGAAUUGGGACUUUGGUCAACAAGAUCGUAGAGGAAGGACGAGCAAAAUUGUGA
This is a messenger RNA of Rhizoctonia solani, 1929 nucleotides long. RefSeq names its product fumarylacetoacetate hydrolase domain-containing protein 2. Lineage: Eukaryota; Fungi; Basidiomycota; Agaricomycetes; Cantharellales; Ceratobasidiaceae. Gene Ontology annotation, biological process: transcription by RNA polymerase II. Bases 1 to 1929 code for a protein of 642 amino acids. Gene Ontology annotation, molecular function: protein heterodimerization activity; catalytic activity; transcription coregulator activity. Gene Ontology annotation, cellular component: SAGA complex. The record is from RefSeq and is a predicted model, not a curated record. The transcript is spliced from 11 exons.